Molecule: messenger RNA, 1092 nt
Organism: Aspergillus ochraceoroseus IBT 24754
Lineage: Eukaryota; Fungi; Ascomycota; Eurotiomycetes; Eurotiales; Aspergillaceae
Product: putative GAJ protein
Exons: 2
Coding region: 320-985 (221 amino acids)
Biological process (GO): reciprocal meiotic recombination
Molecular function (GO): double-stranded DNA binding
Source: RefSeq, a predicted model, not a curated record
AUACUUUCAGCAUAAUAUUAGAGACCCAGUCGAGUAAAAUGGUGCUAACUAUAACUCAGGUCAACCUCCACCAUGUACUUACUCGCUCCAUCGCCCACAACCUACAACACAAAAACAAUAUCACCAUCACCUACCUAAGGUAUCAUCAACUUUUUUUUUUUUUUCUUCUUCUUCUUUUCUUCCACAGUAAAUUAUUUAUCUUUGCAAACUUGCGCAAACUUGCUCCAUCACUCCCAUGUCCGAAAAUCAAUGCCGCACUCCGCAUCCAUUUGACUAAAAAUACAUUUUUUUUUUUUUUUUUCCUUCAGGUGGUCCCACAAUGCCUCCGAAACUCUCGAAAAGUGCCAAACAAGCUUUGAUAGUCUCUCACCUUCGCGCCACGCGCACAUGCCACACGCUCAAGGACUUGGAGAAGACGCUCCCGUCCGUGGCCUCCAUCAACGGGAUGCAGGUGAAAGAGUACAUCCAGGAGCUAACGGACGAGGGCCAGAUCUGCGUGGAGAAGAUCGGCAGUGGGAAUUGGUACUGGAGUUUCGGUGGAGAUGAGACCCGAGCGCGGGAAGCGCAGCUGGGUCUCCUGUUGAAGGAGGUGGAGCGGGCCAGGGGGGGUUGUGUGCAGGUGGAAGGGGAGUUGAGGCGACGCAGAGAGGAGAAGGAGAGGCUGCCAGAGGGCCAUGAGGAAGCGGAAGCCGACGAAAGGAAAGGAUUGGUGACGCGGAAGAGGGAACUGGCGCUGCAGCGAGAUCGCUUGCAGGGGCAGUGGACUGCGGCCUUUACGACUGGGGAGGGGAAAGGGAUCGGCCGGAUGAGGCAGGAAGCGGUGGAUUCCCGGGAAAAGACGCUGGCGUGGACUGACAAUAUCUACGUGUUGGAGGAGUAUGUGAGGAAGCUGGCUGGGGGGGAUCGAGAGGUGGUUGAGGCGGUGCAGAGAGAAUGCUAUGGGGAGGAGUAUGUGGAAGGAGAAGGCUUGAGGGAGUUGGAAUGAAAAGUUGACGGUCAAAGAAAAGAGUCCAACUCCACUCCACACGACAAUGAAAAAAAUAUCUCUCUGUUUGUACGGAGUACUUGCACUAGUUGACGCCUAGUCGAAUC